GAAGGCGUCCUCAUACUAUUGGACAUCUAAAACUGACAGUAAUCCUUUACGGUGAUUCACAUCCUAAAGGAUUAGAAAUUAGUAAAAUAGUGAAACACGAUAAGAAAAAGGCUGAUUGUUUAAUAAUAAUAGGAACUUCCUUAAGAAUUCCUGGUGUUAAAGCACUCAUAAAAGACUUUGCUGGAGCGGUUCAUGGUCGUAAAGAUGUUAUCAUCACCAUCGAUCCAACCAAUUAUUCAUCAUUUAGGUACAAAUCGGAUAAAAUCCAAGACUUUACGACCAUCCUUCAAGAAUGUAAUCCACAAAAUAUUCUCAAUGUUUGUGAAAAGGACAAUGUUGUUACUAUUUAUCAUUUGGGUGAAAAGGACAACGUUGUUACUAUUAAUCAUUUGGAAGGAACAGGUUGCAAAGACGAUCCGUACGUAAUAGAUUGA
Racocetra fulgida is the source of this 434-nucleotide messenger RNA. The record is from the annotation of a GenBank genome assembly. Lineage: Eukaryota; Fungi; Glomeromycota; Glomeromycetes; Diversisporales; Gigasporaceae.